Molecule: messenger RNA, 3753 nt
Organism: Spodoptera littoralis (African cotton leafworm)
Lineage: Eukaryota; Metazoa; Arthropoda; Insecta; Lepidoptera; Noctuidae
Source: the annotation of a GenBank genome assembly
AUGACGAUGGAUAAGCAACUGGUUUGGGUGAGGGACCCCAACGAGGGGUUUAUCCUCGCCCGGCUGCACGAGUUGAUGGGAGAAGAAGCAGACGUCUUCCCCAUCGACAACAAAUACCCCAAGCGAGUCUGCAACUUUGAAGACAUAUUCCCAGCCGGUGAUCCUGCUAAGAGUGUUGAUGAUAAUUGCGAGCUAAUGUUCCUAAACGAAGCUACACUAUUAAACAACAUCUUAAUACGUUACAAGAAGAAUAAGAUCUACACAUACGUAGCCAACAUCCUAUUGGCUGUGAACCCUUACGAAGACAUUCCUGACAUGUAUUCCUCCAACACCAUCAAGAAGUACCAAGGAAAGUCGUUAGGAGAACUGCCACCCCAUGUCUUUGCUAUCGCCGACAAAGCCUUCCGUGACAUGAAAUCGCUGAAGAUGUCUCAGUCUAUCAUCGUCUCCGGCGAGUCCGGUGCUGGUAAGACAGAGUCCACGAAGUAUAUACUCAAGUACCUCUGUGAGUUGUGGGCCAAAGCCGCUGGACCCGUCGAACAGAAGAUUUUGGAUGCCAACCCGAUCUUAGAAGCAUUCGGUAACGCGAAGACAACACGUAACAACAACAGUUCCCGUUUCGGCAAGUUCAUGGAGGUGCAUUUCAACAACAAAUACCAAGUCGUGGGCGGGCACAUCUCCCACUAUCUUCUAGAAAAGUCUAGAAUAUGCACACAGAGUGCAGAAGAAAGAAACUACCAUGUGUUCUACCUUCUAUGCGCCGGCGCACCUCAAGAACUCCGCACUCAAUUGAAAAUUACCAAACCUGAUGAUUAUUUGUAUUUGAAGAACGGAUGCACACAAUACUUUACGUCACCGAGUUCUGAGAAGAAGAUCAGCGCUGACCGCAAGAGUAAACAGCAGCAAGCCAAGGGCGGCCUCAGGGACCCCAUACUUGAUGAUGUCGAGGACUUUGAGAGGCUCCAUCAGGCGCUAGCUCGAGUGGGUCUCUCGGAAGAAGAGCGUGUAGCAGUGUACGGCGUGGUGAGCGGCGUGCUGCACCUGGGGAACGUGGAGUUCGAGGAGGACAGCGGCGCGCGCGGCGGCUGCAGGGUGGCCGCGCACUGCGAGCCCGCGCUGCAUACUUGCGCCGCGCUGCUGGGGGUGGACCCCGCAGACCUGCGCAUGGCGCUCGUCGCGCGGCUCAUGCAGAGCAGUCGCGGCGGGGCCAAGGGCACCGCCAUCAUGGUACCCCUAAAGACGUACGAAGCCAACAACGCCCGCGACGCGCUCGCGAAGGCAGUGUACAGUCGUCUGUUCGACUACAUCGUCCAUCGCAUCAACGCCAGCAUCCCAUUCCAAGCGUCCGCAUACUACAUCGGUGUACUCGAUAUUGCUGGGUUUGAAUACUUCCAAAUGAACAGUUUCGAGCAGUUCUGCAUCAACUACUGCAAUGAGAAGCUGCAGCAGUUCUUCAACGAGCGCAUCCUGAAGAAUGAACAGGAACUAUACAAGCGGGAGGGACUUAAUGUACCUGAGAUCAGAUUCGUUGACAACCAGGAUUGUAUUGAUCUAAUUGAAAGCAAGAACCACGGUAUCUUCCACCUGCUGGAUGAAGAGUCGAAGCUUCCCAAACCAGAGUUCAGCCACUUCACUCACUCCGUACACAAACAACUCGGUGUUAAUAAUAACAGACUGCAAGUUCCUCGUUCAUCUCGUCUGAAGGCACAUCGCACACUACGUGAUGAUGAAGGAUUCUUACUACGUCACUUCGCUGGGGCCGUGUGUUAUAAUACUAAUCAAUUCAUAGAGAAGAACAACGACGCUCUUCACGCGUCUCUGGAGUUCCUCGUCCAGGAAUCAAACAGCAAGCUCGUGCAGCAUCUAUUCCAGAACACGGACAACAAUAAUGCUAAAGGAAAGCUGAACUUUAUCUCCGUCGGAGCUAAGUUCCAAUCUCAACUGUCACAGUUGAUGGAUAAGUUGAAGGAAAAUGGCACAAACUUCGUGCGCUGCAUAAAGCCGAACUCUCGCAUGGUGUCCCGCGAGCUGGAGGGCGGGCUGGUGCUGGCGCAGCUGCAGUGCGCCGGCACCACGGCCGUGCUGGAGCUCAUGGAGCACGGGUACCCCAGCCGCGCGCCCUUCCACGACCUGCACCACAUGUACCACUCAUACCUGCCGCAAAAACUGCAGAAACUCUCACCCAAAGUCUUCUGCGAGGCCAUAGUCCACAGUAUGGGUCUAUCAGACAAGGACUACAAGUUCGGUGUGACGCGGGUGUUCUUCCGUCCGGGCAAAUACUCGGAGUUCGAUACCAUGAUGAAGUCAGACCCUGAAAACUUGAAGUCCAUUGUGGAAGCCGUACUAUCCUGGCUCGUCAAGUCCAGAUGGAGGAAGUCCAUAUUUGCUGUGCUGUCUAUUAUUAAGUUAAAGAACAAGAUCGUAUACCGAAGGGAAUGCCUGAUCCUUCUACAAAAGACUAUCCGAGGCCACUUAGUACGUCGCAAGCACAGGCCGAGGUACCAGGGACUGGUCAAGAUCAACGCUUUACAUCACAACCUUAAAGAUAUGGAAUCAGUCACUUCUCAGCUUAAGAAGGAGAAGGAUAGUGCACAGAGAAACAUCGAGAACUUGAGGAAUUCUAUCAGGAAUGCUUGUGCUGCUAUAAAGUCCAACGAGAACAUAUCCCGUGCUGAGAUCGACAACCUGUAUUCUAAAUUGACCAAAGAUGUUGAGACACAGAUGGCGUCCCUUCAAAAGGCUAUGGUUGACCAGAAGAAUAGGGAAGAACAAGAGAGGUUGCGUAAGAUGGAAGCGGAGAUGCGCGCCGCUGAAGAGGCAAAGAAACGUGAACAGGAACGAAUUAAACAGGAGGAGGAACAUAGGAGGCUUAAAGCGGAGAUGGAGGCGCGUCGUAAGGCGGAGGAGGCGGAGCGACUUCGACUGGAGGAACAGGAUCGCCUCGCUGCACUCAAACUGCAGAAACAAAUGGAAGAGGCUGCUAAGGCCGACCAGGAGAAUAGGGAGAGGUUAGAACAAGAGAGACGGGACCACGAAAUGGCAGUGAGACUGGCUAAAGAGACCAAUGGACAUGUGGAAGGUUCGCCACCUCAAUUGCGCAGUUUCCCUACCAUGGAGUCAAUCAAUGGAGAGAAUAAAUUGAACAGGUCGGAACGCGUAAGAAUGCAGCAAGCUAUGCAGGGCAAGCAAAAAUACGAUUUAUCUAAAUGGAAGUAUUCGGAACUACGUGAUACUAUUAACACGUCAUGUGAUAUUGAACUUUUGGAGGCUUGCCGCCACGAGUUCCAUCGCCGCCUGAAGGUAUACCACGCAUGGAAGGCAAAGAACGCACGCAAGACUACCAUGGCCGACCAGGAGAGGGCGCCACAGUCGAUUAUGGAUGCUGCAAAAACCCCUCGAGUACCCCAAAAGGGUGAGAUCCUAGGCGCCCGCCACCGUUACUUCCGCAUCCCGUUCGUCCGCGCGGGCGGGCCGGGCGGGCCGGGCGCGCCCGCCGCCGACAGCGAGCGCCGCGGCUGGUGGUACGCGCACUUCGACGGACAGUACGUCGCCAGGCAGAUGGAACUACAUCCCGACAAGACGCCCGUGCUGCUGCAGGCUGGAGUGGACGACAUGCAGAUGUGUGAGUUGAGCCUGGAGGAGACAGGUCUGACUCGCAAGCGUGGCGCUGAGAUACUCGAACACGAGUUCGAGCGAGAAUGGGCGCGACAUGGCGGGCCUCAGUACACGCCGCAUGAUCAGCGCAAGCGUUAG